Molecule: messenger RNA, 3384 nt
Organism: Alosa sapidissima (American shad)
Lineage: Eukaryota; Metazoa; Chordata; Actinopteri; Clupeiformes; Clupeidae
Product: NACHT, LRR and PYD domains-containing protein 3-like
Exons: 10
Coding region: 454-3198 (914 amino acids)
Molecular function (GO): protein binding
Source: RefSeq, a predicted model, not a curated record
AUUACCUCAUUAUCAGGGUCAAUAAGUGGGAAGAGUCCAUGUUUAUAUGAUAUUAGGCUUUGGCAUAAGUUCGUAUAUUCUUUCAAAAGUGAUGCGAGUGUGCAGGACUUCUUCCCAUAUCUGUCUCAUUCAUUCCUCCAUCCUCCUAUCAGUCCUUUCUCGUUUUCUUCACAAAAAUAAUUAGAAGGAGGGGGUUAGGGCAGGAGGAAAGAAGGAAGGGAGGAUUGGCAAAAAGACAAAUGAUCUGCGCCCUACUGAAUUCCUCAUUUCAAGCACAUGAUGACCACCUCGAAGUUGGAGAAGUUAGAAACGGACCUUCCAAGGAGCACAUGCAGCACAACAAAGUUAAAAAUGAUAUUGCAGAAAUUGAAAGUUUCUGUUCCGGCUGGGCUCCAUUUUGAGUGCGUCGACGGAGAGUAGCUUAAACGCUUUGCUACUACAUCUUUCCAUAAUAUGGAAGAUCCUUUCUCAGGCACAUGUGUCUCUGAGGAUCAAGGUGCUAAAUAUGAAGCUUUAAGCCCUAAGCAGCAGAAGCGGGCACCCUCACCUGUACCCAGCGGUGUUUCUAUGAAGAGUGAUUGGUCAAAGAAUGAUCCAAUCAACUUCGGACAGGGAACCUUUCACGAUGAAGAGAGCUCCAUGCAACACAGGCGGGCACCCUCACCGGUACCCAGCGGUGUUUCUAUGAAGAGUGAUUGGUCAAAGAAUGAUCCAAUUAGCUUUGGACAGGGAACCUUUCACGAUGAAGAGAGGUUGCAAGCAGACCAGCAGUCCACGAGGACAGACAGUACAGCACAACAAACUUUGGGUCAAAGGCUCACACUGGAGGAGCAAAGAGUCCAGUUUGCCCAUAAAAAAUAUCUGGAAGUCAAAUGUCGGUGUCUGAUUGAGGGAAUCUCACAGCAGAGAACCCCCAGGGUCCUCAAUGAGAUCUAUACUGAGCUCUACAUCACAAAAGGGGGAACAGGGGAGGUCAAUGAUGAACAUGAAGUCAGAUGGAUUGAGAGAAAAUCCUGGAAAGAUGCACCACAAGGCAAACCAAUCAAAUGCAAUGAUAUCUUCAAACACUCUGAUGAGCGAAGCAAACAAAUAAGGACAGUGUUGACAAAGGGAGUGGCUGGCAUUGGAAAAACCGUUUCCGUCCAAAAGUUUAUUCUCGACUGGGCUGAAGGAAAAGCUAAUGAAGAUAUUCAUUUCAUAUUCCCGAUUCCAUUUCGGGUGUUGAACUUGAUGUCCCAGAGAAAUCUCAGUCUGAUGGAUCUAAUUCAUCAGCUUUUCACUGAGACAAGACACUUGACUGCAACAACUCUACUUGGCAAUGAUGAUCACAAAGUCCUGUUCAUUUUUGACGGUCUGGAUGAGUAUCGUCUCUCUCUAGAUUUCCAGAACAACAAGAUCUGUCACGAUGUGACGGAGCCAACGUCGGUGGAUGUGCUACUGACAAACUUGAUCAAGGGGAAUCUGCUUCCCUCAGCUCUUCUCUGGGCCACUUCCCGGCCAGCAGCCAGCAGUCAAAUCCCCUCAGAAUGCAUCGACCAACUGACGGAAGUCCGAGGUUUCACUGGCCCUCAGAGGGAGGAGUACUUCAGGAAGAGAAUCAGUGACGAGAACCUGGCCCACAGAACAAUCACUCACCUGAGGUCAUCCAGAAGCCUCUACAUUAUGUGCCACAUUCCAGUCCUGUGUUGUCUCACAGCCACUGUUCUGGAAAGAAUGUUGAGUAACGUAGAGAAUGGAGAGGCCCCCAGGACUUUGACACAAAUAUACACACGGUUCCUGAGCAUUCAGAUAGACAUCAAAAAAGAGAAAUACACAGAGAAAGACAAGGAUGAUGACAUGAUUUUCAAACUCGGGAAACUGGCUUUUGAGCAGUUGGAGAAGGGCAAUCUCAUCUUCUAUGAGGCAGACCUAAAGGAGUGUGGCAUUGAUGUUACAGAGGCAUCAGUGUAUUCAGGACUGUGCACUCAGAUCUUCAGAGAAGAAUUGAGCCUGCAUUACGGAAAGGUGUUCUGCUUUGUGCAUCUGAGCAUUCAGGAGUACCUUGCCGCUUUGUAUGUGCUUCUCUGCUUCGGCAGAAACAUACCUGCCAAACUCCAGCCUUCCCAGCUUUUAGCACUCUUCCAAGCUCCAACUCUUUUCGACCUGCACAAGGCUACUGUGGAUCUGGCUAUGCAGAAUGAGAAUGGUCAUCUGGACCUUUUCCUCCGUUUCCUGUUGGGCCUCUCACUGGAUUCCAAUCGGGCUCUUUUACAAAACUUUCUUCCAGAGACAUGGGGUCAGUAUCACAAGUCGGAUCAAACCGUCCAGUACAUCAAACAGCAGAUCAGGAAGAAUCCAUCUGCACUGCUAGAGAACUCUAAGUACUCCAGGAGUUCUUCGGUACGAAUGAUCAAUCUCUUCUACUCUCUGAAUGAGCUGAAUCAUCACGCUGUGGUGGAGUUCAUUGACAAGGCCUCAGGGUCAGGAACAGUCACUGUAGUGAUGCUUUUAUCGGGGGAAUGGAACACAAGGAAGUUUGUCUUUAAGGUGUCAGAAGAGGAGCUGGAUGAUUUUGACCUGCAGAAGUACAUAAAGUCACCAGAGAAAGAUUUGACGGAAUUUCUGAGUCCGGACGAGGUGCUUCAGAGGCUGCCUCCAUUGGUCACAGCAUCAAUGUCAGCGGACCUCGUUAACUCCAAGCUCUCAGAGAAAAGCUGUGCAUCUCUGGCAUCAGCUUUAAGAUCGGAAUCUUCAGACCUCAAAGAACUAAAGCUGAAUGGCAAUGAGCUGAAGGACUCAGGACUGAAAGUUCUGUGUUCUGCACUUAGUCAUCAGAACUGCAAACUGGUGAAACUAGAGCUUAUUGGCUGUAAGUUAUCCGAGAGAAGCUGUUCUUAUAUGGCCUCAGCCCUCACCUCCAGUUCCUCAAGUCUGAGGGAGCUGAACCUGAGUGGCAAUGACCUGCUGGAUUCAGGAGUGAAACAUCUAUGCACAGCCCUCUGUAAUCCAAACUGCAAACUGGAGACGCUAUGGCUUUUUAACUCAAAGCUCACACAGGACAGCUGUGCCUGCUUGGCCUCAGCCCUCAGCUCAAACUCCUCAAGCCUCACUGUGCUGAACCUGCGGUAUAAUAAACUGAGGGCAUCAGAUGUUGAGCUGCUAUCUGCUCUGGAGAAGAACCCAAACUGUAAAUUGAAGACACUACGAUGGAAGUAUUGAUCACCAACUCUUCAACAUUUCCUGGCAUGAUUCAGUAGCCUGUAUACCAGACUUUCUGACUUCGCAGAGAGUCUGGCCUAGAUCCAUAGGCAAACGUUUAUUUCCGAGUGGGAGGGCACAGUUUGAAGUUUCUCUGCAUCACACCCUUAACAAGCAAGCUUGCUGGAUCUUAUCAGCAAACAAGUU